AUGGCAGAUCCCCGAUCUCAGCCUGAGCCAGAGGAUGAGGAUGGUGCAAGCCCAGGAGAGCUCCUCAUAGAGGCAGCACGAAGAAACAACACCGAGCUCCUCCAGGAAGUCAUCGAUGGCGCCGGGAGUCCCGAGAAAGCCGCGGUCCUGCUCAACGAGACGAAGACCCCGAUGGGCAACCACAUCUACCACGAAGCCGCACUGCGAGGAAACUAUGAAGUAAUCGACCUGCUCCUCGACCAAGAAGGAUUCGAAUGCGACCCCCUAAACCGCGUCGAAGGCGACACCCCCCUCCACUCCGCCGUGCGCUACAUCAACUCUCUCCCCCUGAACGCCGACACAGCCGAGUUCGCCUCGGGCCUCAUCUCCAUGAUGAUCGACGCCGGGUCGGAUCCACGCAUCAAGAACCGCGCGCUGCUGACACCCUCACAGCUCGUCGACCCGGCCAACGUCGCGCUCCGGCGCCAGCUCGCCGACGCCAUCGACAUCGCGCAGAACGCAGGGGACUUCGUCGAGCAGGCCGACAUCGUCGACGAGGAGGAGGAGGACCUGCCCGACGAGUACGAGGGCUCGGACAGCGAUUUCGACCCGGAGGAGUACGAGCGCGAGAAGGAGCGUCGGCGGAAAGCAAAGGAGAAUAAAGGCCUGAUGUGA
This is a messenger RNA of Amorphotheca resinae ATCC 22711, 654 nucleotides long. RefSeq lists its product as hypothetical. Gene Ontology annotation, molecular function: protein binding. The record is from RefSeq and is a predicted model, not a curated record. Lineage: Eukaryota; Fungi; Ascomycota; Leotiomycetes; Helotiales; Amorphothecaceae. Bases 1 to 654 code for a protein of 217 amino acids. The transcript is spliced from 3 exons.